GAUCACGCGGCGUAUAUACUCUUCGUGUACACGCCGUCGAGAGUGGGAGAGAUCUUCGAAUCUAAUAUGCGCCGUGGCUCGUGGCGAGGGUUAUGGUACCGGGGAAUCGUCUUUAUCGUCUUUAAGAAUGAGAGUGGACAGGUAGAGAUUGCUGUACGGGCCACGCGCGACACGAAGGGCUUCACUAAUAAGCUACACAAA
Exophiala aquamarina CBS 119918 is the source of this 201-nucleotide messenger RNA. RefSeq lists its product as uncharacterized. The record is from RefSeq and is a predicted model, not a curated record. The transcript has 2 exons. NCBI's taxonomy places the organism in Eukaryota, Fungi, Ascomycota, Eurotiomycetes, Chaetothyriales, Herpotrichiellaceae. The annotation marks the transcript as partial.